Coregonus sp. 'balchen' is the source of this 14314-nucleotide messenger RNA. The record is from the annotation of a GenBank genome assembly. Lineage: Eukaryota; Metazoa; Chordata; Actinopteri; Salmoniformes; Salmonidae.
CUGUUUGCCUGCAAGUUGACCAAACUCGUAUUUUAUUUAACGGACGCAUAUAACGCUUUUGCUUGAGUUGACUGUGAUCAAAAUGAGAUUUAAAUAUAUUUAUAGCCUUGCUUUACUUGUAGUAGUCUCUCAUUUAUCAGCACAUUGCGAGUUUCAGACUCUAGCGCAUUUAAAACCGCAAGCCAACGACAAGACUCAGGGAAGAGCUGUAGUGGAACUUCUGAGGCGUCUACUUGGAAAUAGAUCUCGUGAGUUCAUAGUGUUAGUCAACAGAACAUUAUCCAAUGAUAGUUUGGAAGUAUGUGAGCUCCGGUCGGCGAAAAACAAUAAAAUCAUAGCCACAGGCAGCACUGGGGUGGCUGUCGCCUCUGGGAUUUACAAUUACUUAAAAUACUUCUGUAAUUGUCACGUAUCGUGGUCAGGUAAUCAACUAAACAUUCCUCGCCCUUUGCCGCAACUCACAGGCGUACUGCGCAUCAGCACCCAACACAGGUAAGUGAACGAAACUUUAUGUGGAGAUAGUACAGUCCUCACAGGAUGAAAUAGGGCAAUCUGGGCUCAUAGACUAGACGUAACAUAGUAAACGUAAAUACGUGACAAAAUUAGUAAGAUAUGUUAUGUUUGGUAUGGUUACAUAAGACAGAUGGUUACUUAAGGUUAUGGUUACUAACCCAAAAGUUGCAAGUUCGAAACUCAUCAUGGGCAAUUUUAGCUAAUUAGCAACUUUUCAACUACUUUUGAGCUACUUUGCAACUACUUAGCAUGUUAGCUAACCCUUCCCCUAACCCCAACCUUAACGCUUUAACCUAACUCCUAAACAUAACCCUAACCUAACUGUUAGCCAGCUAGCAAAUGUUAGCCACCUAGCUAGAAUUCAUAUCAUACAUUUGCAAACUCAAAACAUAUUGUACAUUCUGAAAUUUGUAACAUAUUGUACAUUUAGCAAAUUUGUAACAUAUAAUACGAAUUGUCAUUUGUAACAUAUCAUAUGAAGUGGGUGAUGGACAUCCACAAAUUAUUACAUACCAUACGAAACAUUACAAAUCAUACUAAAUGGAGUCUGGAUUUACGUACAUGUAUGCAGGAUGUAACUAUGUAUGCAGAACUCAAUGGCAUGUUGUGCAUUAUCAAUAUCAUUUGCAUCUUACACACAUUUUUCGAGUUUAACUAAUUCAAAUAUCUCAAAUAGGGCCUGUCUUUUAUUGAAUGGUUGGGAUUAUCAAUUUAGGUUUAGAAGCUUUUAAAAAGCAGCUCAGGUGUGAAAAUCUAGUUCCAUCACAAAUAUGAGAACGCUAUGCAGUGCAUACAUACAGCCUUUAGAACCCUUGGCUUGUUACGAUCUCCUAGUGAGAUCCUUAUUGGAGCAGUGAGCAAGUUACCUCAUUCAUAGAUGCUAACUAUCUUUACCGCCUAUUGAUGAAUGUAUCUUCUUCCCGGGGGGACUUUUGUUAAGAGCCCAGACGCUCAGUCUGAAGGUGAACACACAUCGCUUGUAGUAUGGUUUUUGGAAACAUAAGGAACAUGGCAUAUGAGACACCUGUCUGAUUCACGCCUGUCUCAGUGGACUAAUCCAUUGCAUAGGCCACGGGGAUGGCUCACCAGUAGUACAUUUACCGUUAAUUCCCAUAAUUUCUCAUGUGUUUGUUUACGGUCAUUUCUGUUAAUGCAUUCAGUAUAUUAUUAUAACAGUCUUUUACCGUUCUCAUUUUCGAAGUGGACACGUUGUUUGCACAAUCUAAGCUACACUUGUGAGGAACAGGUUUUGGUUUAUUUCAUUCCAUUUAGGAGUUGUCAGUUUAUUCAUUGUUGAAUUUGUAGCGCUCCUGUCAAUGUUGAGUAAGGACGCGCACCUGAUUUAUACAUAGAAGUAGGCAUGGGCUACCUGGCCUGCGUGCAAAUGUAGGCCUAUAAAUGUGCCCAUUUGGGGAUCUGAUAGUAUUUCUGAUUGUCUUAACUCACCACCAGUGUGGAACGUUUUUCUUCACCUCAAACAGCAAGUCAGUUUUUACAUCCAUUGAGAAUGACAAUAGUUCCUCAACGUAGCCUAUUUGAAAAAUCUUUGCAGCUCUCUUUUGAUAACUCAGCAUGAAGGGGGGAAAAAUGUCAUGCUCUGACCGGUGGAAACGUCAUAAAAUAGGCCUACCUGAUUACUUCUUAUCCCUUGUGCAAAUAGCCUACAGAUGUGUCUGUCGCAGGAAACUCUGAGGGCCCAGAAUAUUUUAUACAAUCUUGCAAGUUUGCUAGCUCAAGCUUCAGGCCUGACCCAUCUUAAUAGUUGAUACAAUAUUUCAAGUUCCUUACAGACAGGCCAUGCGUAGCCAAUGUGAUUUAUAGGAUAUUUAUUUUUAUCAGGAUAUUUUCUACCUGCAAGCUGCAGUGUUUUUAUUUGUUGGCUCUAUGUAGGCUAUUUUUACAUAGUUGGCAAUGGCAAUAUAAGUUAAUUUUAGAAUUUUGAGAUACGAAGACUUUAAUAUAAAUUAAAUGAAACUAUUCCACGAAAAUAUGCCGAUAAAAAUCAUAACUGGCAUGCAGAUCGGUAGAAAUUGUAAGAUAAACCGACCCCUGGUGUAGCCUAUUUGGAGCAUAACAGCAGGAGCAUAACAGCAGAAUCUGCAAAGGCCAACAGUUGUUUUUAUUUUUGUUUUGGCUAUCUUGAUCUCUGGCUCCCUCCAGUCAUUUGUGUCUUAAUUAUUUAAUUACAGUGUGCUUAAAGCAUCAGACAAGCUCAGUAGCCUACAUAUAGUUGAUUUUAUUAAAACACAUAGGGUGUGUCUAUAUAGGGAUAAUAAUAAAUACAAAUUUAAAAAUGUUGACCGAUCGGUCGAAAGAACAGAUUACUCGAGGUUGACAAACUUUUUUUCAGUCCGGGACAGCCCUAAAGGGAAGUCUGUUUGGAUUUGGUUUCACUCCAAUCACAAGCAAAACUUCAUUUACAGAAAAAAUUGAAUUGUUGCAUCUCGUUGUGUUGUCCUCCUGUGGCUAGCAAGCUAGAUAAAAUCGUCCCUUUCCUAAAUUAGCCAUGGAUGGAGAUAGGGAUUUGGACUUGUGGUUUUACUUAAUUCUCCAUACUGGCCAAUGAUUAUAAUGGCGAUUCUGAUCCAACCAUAAAUUCAUACACAUUGUGCCCGUGGCCUGAGAGCAUGGAAGUUCAAUAUGUAGUAGGCUAAUGUUAACUAGCUGGCCUGGUGCAUCGUUGCCCAUGAAAGGAAGUUAGGCUAGCGAGCAAGCAUUUUAGCCAGGUAACCUAGGACAACAAAAUCUAAACCUGUAUUCUGAAUGACAGUCAUGAAAGAGAGGAGGAUGGCAUUGGCGUAUCUGAGUGUAACAUGUUUUUUCUUUACUUGCACGCACACACACAGAAAUCAGUACCAUGGACACCUACAUCAUAUUUAGCUUACGUUGACUGGACUAAAUUGUUUUUGGUAUCUUAGUUGUCACUGUAGUAGACUAGGCAUAAGGUGAUGUUGAAAGAUUGAAGUUGAAAUGGUGGAGGCAGCUCCUGUUUUCUUUGCGACUUGCGGUAACUCUGUGGUUCUAAAUCAAUAGUUGUUUAGUAGUCCGAAAAAUGUCUGAAACAUUAACUUGCUUGACCAUUCUGUAGUAGGUCAUGUACAGUGGGGAAAAAAAGUAUUUAGUCCGCCACCAAUUGUGCAAGUUCUCCCACUUAAAAAGAUGAGAGAGGCCUGUAAUUUUUAUCAUAGGUACACGUCAACUAUGACAGACAAAAUGAGGAAAAAAAAUCCAGAAAAUCACAUUGUAGGAUUUUUAAUGAAUUUAUUGGCAUAUGAUGGUGGAAAAUAAGUAUUUGGCCAAUAACAAAAGUUUCUCAAUACUUUGUUAUAUACCCUUUGUUGGCAAUGACACAGGUCAAAUGUUUUCUGUAAGUCUUCACAAGGUUUUCACACACUGUUGCUGGUAUUUUGGCCCAUUCCUCCAUGCAGAUCUCCUCUAGAGCAGUGAUGUUUUGGGGCUGUCGCUGGGCAACACAGACUUUCAACUCCCUCCAAAGAUUUUCUAUGGGGUUGAGAUCUGGAGACUGGCUAGGCCACUCCAGGACCUUGAAAUGCUUCUUACGAAGCCACUCCUUCGUUGCCCGGGCGGUGUGUUUGGGAUCAUUGUCAUGCUGAAAGACCCAGCCACGUUUCAUCUUCAAUGCCCUUGCUGAUGGAAGGAGGUUUUCACUCAAAAUCUCACGAUACAUGGCCCCAUUAAUUCUUUCCUUUACACGGAUCAGUCGUCCUGGUCCCUUUGCAGAAAAACAGCCCCAAAGCAUGAUGUUUCCAACCCCAUGCUUCACAGUAGGUAUGGUGUUCUUUGGAUGCAACUCAGCAUUCUUUGUCCUCCAAACAUGACGAGUUGAGUUUUUACCAAAAAGUUAUAUUUUGGUUUCAUCUGACCAUAUGACAUUCUCCCAAUCCUCUUCUGGAUCAUCCAAAUGCACUUCAGACGGGCCUGGACAUGUACUGGCUUAAGCAGGGGGACACGUCUCGCACUGCAGGAUUUGAGUCCCUGGCGGCGUAGUGUGUUACUGAUGGUUGGCUUUGUUACUUUGGUCCCAGCUCUCUGCAGGUCAUUCACUAGGUCCCCCCGUGUGGUUCUGGGAUUUUUGCUCACCGUUCUUGUGAUCAUUUUGACCCCACGGGGUAGGAUCUUGCGUGGAGCCCCAGAUCGAGGGAGAUUAUCAGUGGUCUUGUAUGUCUUCCAUUUCCUAAUAAUUGCUCCCACAGUUGAUAUCUUCAAACCAAGCUGCUUACCUAUUGCAGAUUCAGUCUUCCCAGCCUGGUGCAGGUCUACAAUUUUGUUUUUGGUGUCCUUUGACAGCUCUUUGGUCUUGGCCAUUGUGAAGUUUGGAGUGUGACUGUUUGAGGUUGUGGACAGGUGUCUUUUAUACUGAUAACAAGUUCAAACAGGUGCCAUUAAUACAGGUAACGAGUGGAGGACAGAGGAGCCUCUUAAAGAAGAAGUUACAGGUCUGUGAGAGCCAGAAAUCUUGCUUGUUUGUAGGUGACCAAAUACUUAUUUUCCACCAUAAUUUGCAAAUAAAUUCAUUAAAAAUCCUACAAUGGGAUUUUCUGGAUUUUUUUUUCUCAAUUUGUCUGUCAUAGUUGACGUGUACCUAUGAUGAAAAUUACAGGCCUCUCUCAUCUUUUUAAGUGGGAGAACUUGCACAAUUGGUGGCUGACUAAAUACUUUUUUUCCCCACUGUAACUGUUUGUUUGUGGACAUUUACAUUUACAUUUUAGUCAUUUAGCAGACGCUCUUAUCCAGAGCGACUUACAGGAGCAAUUAGGGUUAAGUGCCUUGCUCAAGGGCACAUCGACAGAUUUUUCACCUAGUCGGCUCGGGGAUUAGAACCAGCGACCUUUCGGUUACUGGCACAACGCUCUUAACCACUAAGCUACCUGCCGCCCCAGACAGAUGUUGCUCUCCGGUUUUGUGAUGAAACAAAGGUGUGGUUAAAUGUAUUCUGCCGCUGUGUCUUCUUAUUGUCUCGGCCUAAGGCCUAUAUAUCACGGUGGCAAGGGAUAUGAACUAACAGGUUAUAGAGCAAACAACGCAAUUAUCACAACACAAGUUGUAAUAUGGCUUUUUUUUCCUGGCUUGGCUUCCUCCGUGAUUUUACCAAUGCACCGCUACAGACUGAGAGGAUAGUGUAACGACCCCUGCCUACGUAGGCUCGUUACAAUCUAGGCUCGUUCAUUAAAUCGGCAGACAAUAGUGGUGAACGUGGGAAAAAUAUACAUCACACAUUCCCGUUUGACCCUGCAUGUGAAAUAUGUGUGUACUCUCUCUCGGAGUGUCAGCGUUUGCAUAUGACCAGUUCAGUGUUUUGGCUCUCUUCUGCUGCUUUUAUGGCACAGCGAAAAUCAGGUGGGGGGGGGUGAAGAACAGAGCAUUGUAACAAUCGAGUUUUCCUUGUUUAUCGUGAGGGCUGUGGACAUUUGUGCUGUGGCCGGACCCUUUAAAGCGAAAAUCAGUGGGGUGUGAAGAACGGAGCAUUGUUACAAUCGAGUUUUCCUUGUUUACCGUGAGGGCUGUGGACAUUUGUACCCUUUAAUUAUCCAUAGUGCAUUAGUCGCACCUCAGCUAACCGCAGCUAUGUCAUCAUGCACACAGUGGUUGGAUUGUAAAGUGCAUGGCAAGCAUGGGGCAGUUUUUCCUAUGACUCGACAUCACCAGUGAAGUGUAGGUCAAUUAUGAUUUGGCUGAGAUCAGAUGAUGUUGAGCAUGAGCUUGCUCCCGGCUGAAGCUUUCAUCCAAUGAGUCUACAGGAUCUGUAUUACUAACGCUGGUGUCAAGUUCAGCAGCAAGAUUAGUCUGUAGAACAUACACUAGUCAGUGAUUAGCCAACAUUUUACUACUUUGUCCCAAUCAAUACGCACUAAAGCAAGGUACUAUGUAUACCCACCCCCCUCGUGUCAAUAGAUCAUGCAUACUAACCUUCACACACAAUACCCACCCCCAACAGGCACCAGUCAGUCACCCACACAUCUCCUUACUAGUAACUCUGCUUUUCUCCAAUUUAGACUUUAAGCUUUGCAUAAACAAUAAACUAAGCCUCCAUAAUACAGAGAACUACAGUAGACGUUGUAGCCUACUAAUAACACACCAACUAUUACCACAAGACACAAACCAUGUUUAUGCCUAGCUUAGUAUACAGUGCAUUCAGAAAGUAUUCAGACCCCUUCACUUUUUCCACAUUUUGUUACGUUACAGCCUUAUUCUAAAAUGGAUUAAAUCGUUUUUUCCCCCUCAUCAAUCUACACACAAUACCCCAUAAUGAUGAAGCAAAACACAUUUUUACAAAUGUAUUAAAAAUAAAAAACGGAAAUAUCACAUUUACAUAAGUAUUCAGACCCUUAACUCAGUACUUUGUUGAAGCACCUUUGGCAGCGAUUACAGCCUCGAGUCUUCUUGGGUAUGACGCUACAAGCUUGGCACACCUGUAUUUGGGGAGUUUCUCCCAUUCUUCUCUGCAGAUUCUCUAAAGCUCUGUCAGGUUGGAUGGGGAGCGUUGCUGCACAGCUACUUUCAGGUCUCUGCAGAGAUGUUAGAGCGGGUUCAAGUCCGGGCUCUGGCUGGGCCACUCAAGGACAUUCAGAGACUUGUCCUGAACCCACUCCUGCGUUGUCUUGGCUGUGUGCUUAGUGUCGUUGUCCUGUUGGAAGGUGAACCUUUGCCCCAGUCUAAGGUCCUGAGCACGCUGGAGCAGGUUUUCAUCAAGGAUCUCUCUGUACUUUGGUAUUAUGGUCUCCCGAGUGGUGCAGUGGUCUAAGGCACUGCAUCGCAGUGCUAGCUGUGCCACUAGAGAUCCUGGUUGAAAUCCAGGCUUAUUUUGUAUUUUUGUUUGGACAUAAUUUUUAAACUGGCCCCCCGUGGGAAUCGAACCCACACACAAUUGGCCCAGCGUCGUCCAGGGUAGGGGAGGGAAUGGCCGGCAGGGAUGUAGCUUAGUUGGUAGAGAAUGGCGUUUGCAACGGCAGGGUUGUGGGUUCGAUUCCCACGGGGGGCCAGUAUAAAAAUAAUGUCCAAAUAAAAAAAUUAAAAAAAACAUUGUAUGCACUCACUAACUGUAAGUCACUCUGGAUAAGAGCGUCUGCUAAAUGACUAAAAUGUAAAUGUACUUUGCUCCGUUCAUCUUUGCCUCGAUCCUGACUAGUCUCCCAGUCCCUGCCACUGAAAAACAUCACCACAGCAUGAUGCUGCCACCACCACCAUACUUCACCAUAGGGAUGGUGCCAGGUUUCCUCCAGACGUGACGCUUGGCAUUCAGGCCAAAGAGUUCAAUCUUGGUUUCAUCAGACCAGAGAAUCUUGUUUCUCAUGGUCUGAGUCCUUUAGGUGCCUUUUGGCAAACUCAUGUGCCUUUUACUGAGGAGUGGCUUCCGCAUGGCUACUGACCAUAAAGGCCUGAUUGGUGGAGUGCUGCAGAGAUGGUUGUCCUUCUGGAAGGUUCUCCCAUCUCCACAGAGGAACGCUGGAGCUCUGUCAGAGUGACCAUCAGGUUCUUGGUCGCCUCCCUGCCAAGGCCCUUCUCCCCUGAUUGCUCAGUUUGGCCGGGGGGCCAGCUCUAGGAAGAGUCUUGGUGGUUCCAAACUUCUUCCAUUUAAGAAUGAUGGAGGCCACUGUGUUCUUGAGAACCUUCAAUGCUGCAGACAUUUUUUGGUACCCUUCCCUAGAUCUGUGCCUCGACACAAUCCUUUCUCGGAGCUAUGUGGACAAUUCCUUCGACCUCAUGGCUUGGUUUUUGCCCUGACAUGCACUGUCAACUGUGGGACUUUAUAUAGACAGUUGUGUGCCAUUCCAAAUCAUGUCCAAUCAAUUGAAUUUACCACAGGUGGACUCCAAGUUGUAGAAACAUCUCAAGGAUGAUCAAUGGAAACAGGAUCCACCUGAGCUCAAUUUCGAGUCUCAUAGCAAAGGGUCUGAAUACUUAUGUAAAUAAGGUAUUUCUGUUUUUUCUUUGUAAUACAUUUGGAAAAAUAUCUAAACCUGUUUUUCGCUUUGUGAUUAUGGGGUAUUGUGUGUAGAUUGAUGAUUUUUUAAAUUUAUUUAAUCAAUUUUAGAAUAAGGUUGUAACGUAACAAAAUGAGUAUUUAUUUGCUCAUCAUGGAGUCAAGGAAAGAUUUAGCAAAGGUGACUUGCACUAGUUCCUGUUGCUGAGCUUGAUGUUGAUGCCACCUCAGAUGUUGGCGGGAUCGGACUGUAGAUAGAACACAUAGGCCAGUCAAGUUAGCUAGCCAACUAACUACUGCAGAGGCUAGUUAGAUACGGUCCGGUAGUCUGUAGCUAACCUAAUUUAACGCAGCUAACAUUAGCUUGCAAAGUUACAAAUCACAUCGCCAGAUAGCAGCUGGCUAAUUACAUAGAUUUGCUUUGGAAUGUCUACCCAGCGUAUUAUGAAAGCUAGCUAGAAUUUGGUUUAGAUAAACAAAUGUAGUUCUUUAGCUAGCUAGCUAAGUUAGCUACGUUACCUCUGCUCGACCUCUUAGUAAGAAAACCAAUGAAAUGUUACCCCAGCAGCCUCUGCUUGCUUGUAGUUUGCACAUCCAGGGACUGAGCACCACACCAUGACUAAACUUGACAGUUGUUGUCAACACAAAAAUAAAUAGACCAUCAGCUUGCGAAUAACUAUGAACGAGUGGUCGGUCCAGUGAGUAACGUUAGCUGUGUGUUGACACCCAUUCUCAACUGGAUCCACCUCGGCAGGGGUGGUACUACGUUCUGAAAUCGCUGUAAAAUUCUGGAUAUUGGGGUUUGCUUACAAACAGGAAAUGCAGAUGGCCUGUUUCUAGUGGUGAGAUGCAGAAAUGCUCGCAUUUGCAUGUAGUGAGGAAAUUCUUUGGCACAUUGCCCAUUUUAAUAUGUUAUUAACAUAAAAUAGCCUGUGAAAGAGCAGCGGUGAAAUUUCCCUUCAGCAUUACCUUUUUAAUGAGAGGCUUGACACUGUUGUCUACCAGUGCUUUUUGAGCCGGUGUGAUUUAGCCUCGGCACUCAUGAUGAUUUUAAACUGGUAAGGAUGCGUUUUUGAUUUGUAUUUAGCCAUUAGCCCAUCCGUAAUAGCGCCACUAGCUAUCCAGCUUACGCCAUUACUUUUUACCCCAUCUUCAAGUUCAGACUGUGCGCGAUGUGAUUCAUUCCACUUUGAACUUGAUAUUGGCAAUAUGUCUUGAAAUUUAAUUUACAGAUUGUGGUAUGUUUGGCUUUUUAAGCCAAUUUUGUCUAACCACGGUGGGAUAAUGUAAAUGAGGCUUUGAUUGGAUAGUAGCCAGGAGCUUAAACUGUCGGAUAUUUGUGAAAUUAGUUUGACAGUUUGCGCGAACAAAUACAUUUGCUUCUGGUAGCUCGCGAUCGACCUGUUGUAGACCCCUGAUGUAGUGACUAACAGGCCUCCUACACUGGACACGUAACUUUUGCCAAGCUUGAGAUGCUCCUAUUCAUUUCAAUGAAACCUGGACGUAAGCAGCAUUCUAUUUUCCAUAAUUCGACACGCGGCUCACGCACAAGAAUUGAUCAAGUGGCUUGCGCUCUGCUGACGCCGGAAAAACGUUAUGGGUCCAGUGUAGCAGCUAAACCAAUGUUUUCCCCGACGCCCCAGUGUAGCUCCCUGUUAAUGUCUUUCUCUUGUUUCCAGAUUCAGGUACUAUCAGAACGUAUGCACUCAGAGUUACUCCACAGUGUGGUGGGACUGGCCACGAUGGCAGAGAGAGGUCGACUGGAUGGCACUCAAUGGCAUCAAUCUGCCUUUGGCAUUUACUGGACAAGAGGCCUUGUGGCAAGAGGUAACGAGAUCCCAUACUGUGUGGUGUGUGUGUGUGUGUGUGUGUGUGUGUGUGUGCUGAGGUGGAGCAAACUGGAGUGCGUAUUACAACUAAUUUCCUACUAAGAGGUGUGGGUAAUGCCAGGUAAAAGUGCAAAGUAAUUUUUUGCUAACUUUUUCCUAUUUAAAUUCAUAUUUUGUCCUAAAACUGUAUUGUAUUUUAGACCAGUGUUCAAAAUGGCAACUCUGACAUCUAGCUGUUUUUGAUGGAUUAGGUGUACCUCUCACUGGGGCUGAACCAGACUGAAAUUGACCACUUCUUCACCGGCCCCGCCUUCCUAGCUUGGAACCGUAUGGGGAACCUGUUCCAGUGGGGCGGACCCCUACCACAGUCCUGGCAUGUGAAGCAGCUCUACCUCCAAGUACUAGCAUUUUGAUUGGUCUACAUACAAACAUGGGUUCCCCCCUGCAUUUGGAAUAAUAAUGAUAUACACUACCAGUCAAAAGAUUGGAAACACCUACUCAUCAAGGGUUUUUCUUUAUUUGUACUAUUUCCUACAUUGUAGAAUAAUAGUGAAGACAUCAACACUAUGAAAUAACACAUAUGGAAUCAUGUAGUAACCAAAAAAGUGUUUAAAAAAUGUAUAUAUUUUAUAUUUGAGAUUCUUCAAAGUAGCCACCCUUUGCCUUGAUGACAGAUUUGCACACUCUUGGCAUCAGCUUCAUGAGGAAUGCUUUUCCAACAUUCUUGAGAUGGUGCGGUCCAACUCAUCCCAAACCAUCUCAAUUGGGUUGAGGUCAGGUGAUUGUGGAGGCCAGGUCAUCUGAUGCAGCACUCCAUCACUCUCCUUGGUCAAAUACCCCUUACACAGCCUGAAGGUGUGUUUUGGGUCAUUGUCCUGUUGAGAAACAAAUGAUAGUCCCACUAAGCGCAAACAAGAUGGGAUGGCGUAUCGCUGCAGAAUGCUGUGGUAGCCAUGCUGGUUAAGUGUGCCUUGCAUUCUAAAUAAAUGACAGUGUCACCAGCAAAGCACCAUCACACCUCCUCCUCCAUGCUUCACGGUGGGAACGACACAUGCGGAGAUCAUCCGUUCACUUACUCUGCGUCUCACAAAGACACGGCGGUUGGAACCAAAAAUCUCAAAUUUGGACUGAUCAGACCAAAGGACAGAUUUCCACCAGUCUAAUGUCCAUUGCUUAUGUUUCUUGGCCCAAGCAAGUCUCUUCUUAUUAUUGGUGUCCUUUAGUAGUGGUUUCUUUGUAGCAAUUCGACCAUGAAGGCCUGAUUCACGCACUCCUCUGAACAGUUGAUGUUGAGAUGUGUCUGUUACUUGAACUCUGUGAAGCAUUUAUUUGGGCUGCAAUUUCUGAGGCUGGUAACUCUAAUGAACGUAUCCUCUGCAGCAGAGGUAACUCUGAGUCUUCCUUUCCUGUGGCGGUCCUCAUGAGAGCCAGUUUCAUCAUAGCGCUUGAUGGUUUUUGCGACUGCACUUGAAGAAACAUUCCAAGUUCUAGAAAUUUUCCGGAAUGACUGACCUUCAUGUCUUAAAGUAAUGAUGGACUGUCGUUUCUCUUUGCUUAUUUGAGCUGUUCUUGCCAUAAUAUAGACUUGGUCUUUUACCAAAUAGGGCUAUCUUCUGUAUACCACCCCUACCUUGUUACAACACAACUGAUUGGCUCAAACGCAUUAAGAAGGAAAGAAAUUCCACAAAAUAACUUUUUAACAAGUUGCACCUGUUAGUUGAAAUGCAUUCCAGGUGACUACCUCAUGAAGCUGGUUGAGAGAAUGCGAAGAGUGUGCAAAGCUGUCAUCAAGGUAAAGGGUGGCUAUUUGAAGAAUCUCAAAUAUAAAAUAUAUUUUGAUUUGUUUAACACUUUUCUGGUUACUACAUGAUUCCAUACAUGUUAGUUUUGAUAUCUUCACUAUUAUUCUACAAUGUAGAAAAUAGUAAAAAUAAAGAAAAACCCUUGAAUGAGUAGGUGUGUCCAAACUUUGACUGGUACAAUAUGUAAUAUAUUUCUUCUGCACUCCAGUUCAAGAUUUUAGACCGAAUGAGAUCCUUUGGAAUGCUGCCUGUCCUGCCGGCUUUCUCUGGGAUUGUGCCUCAGGGCAUCGCCAGGUAUGACUGCUGAUUCAAAACUGUUUCCUCAAUCCUUGGCUUCCGUUAUAUAUUUGUUGUUGUUGGAAUACCAAAUAAAUUGCCUUUUUGCGGUAUUUGAAUCAGUUAAGAUCAAUGUGCUCGGCAACAAUGUUUUCCUGGAUUGUUCAGUCCUUGUUUGUUCCAUUUCCUAGGCUCUUUCCGAAAGCCAACGUGACCAAACUGGCGCCCUGGAGCCAUUUCAACUGCAGCUACUCCUGCGCCUACACCCUGGACCCCCGUGACCCCCUCUUCCAUUCGAUCGGCUCCCUGUUCCUGUCUCAGCUGGUCAAGCAGUUUGGCACAGACCACAUCUACAACACAGACACCUUCAACGAGAUGACGCCGACCUCCUCGGACCCCACCUACUUGUCCGCGGUCAGCCGCGCCGUCUUCGCCACAAUGACCUCAGGUGAGACGUGCACGCCGAACGACGCAAAAACUGCAGUCUGUUCAUUAGCGGACACUAGCUUUGUUUGCCGCUAACGUGUUAGUAGUUUUUCUCUCCCGGGAAUGCCGGCCACGUCAGUGAGCGGGCUGUUCAAAUGGCAGUAUACAUUGGGUUGUAAUUAAUGUAAUUGUCCUAGUUUCAUAACCCCAGGCUGACCGGCCAUAGUGCCACCGGUGGGGGUUGUACACAGACCCCUUGCCCAUAAAAAGAGCUCUGCCUUUCUUCUCCCUCACCCCAAAAUCUGUUUUUGUCUCCAGUGGAUCCCCGGGCCAUUUGGCUGAUGCAGGGCUGGCUCUUUGUGUAUGACACAGCAUUCUGGAAGCCUGCCCAGAUUCAGGCCCUUCUGCACGGAGUUCCCAUCGGUCGGAUGAUCGUGCUGGACUUGUUUGCAGAGUCCACGCCGGCUUUCUCCUUAACCAAGUCUUUCUACGGCCAGCCCUUCAUAUGGUGCAUGCUUCACAACUUUGGCGGCAACAGCGGGCUCUUUGGCACGGUGGAGAGCAUCAACUCUGGGCCGUUCGAUGCACUCGCCUUCCCCAACUCCACCCUGGUUGGGCUCGGGCUGGCGCCGGAGGGCAUUGAGCAGAACCCUGUGGUGUACGAGCUGAUGAGCGAGUUGGCGUGGCGCAAAGAGCCAGUCAACCUGGCCAAGUGGGUGUCGCUGUAUGCGGUUCGCCGCUACGGCAGCACCCACGAGAACCUGACAGCCGCUUGGAGACUGCUUUUUGCUAGCAUUUACAAUUGCACCGUGCCCCACUACAAGAACCACAACCACAGUCCGCUGGUGCACCGGCCCUCGCUGCACAUGAACACGGAGGUGUGGUACCAGCGGGCCGACCUGUACGAGGCCUGGAGGCUGUUGUACCAGGCGGCCUGGCCUCUCAUGGCCCGGGAGACGUUCCGCUACGACCUGGUGGACGUCACCCGGCAGGUUCUGCAGCUUCUCACCACCGACUACUACCGCGAGAUCCGGGAUGCCUUCCAGGGCCAGAAGCUUCCUGAACUCCUUACGGCGGGUGGUGUGCUGGUGUACGACCUCCUCCCCGAGCUGGAGCGCCUGCUGUCCAGCAACAGCCACUUCCUGCUGGGGACGUGGUUGGAUCGGGCACACUCCCUGGCCCUGGAUGAGGCGGAGGCUCGGCUGUACGACAUGAAUGCCCGGAACCAGAUCACCCUGUGGGGGCCCGAGGGCAACAUUCUGGACUAUGCCAGCAAGGAGUGGGGCGGCCUGAUGGAAGACUACUACUCCCAGCGAUGGAGCCUGUUUGUUAACACCCUGGUGGAGUGCCUGGAGAGAGGCCGACCCUUCAGGCAAGACGCUUUCAACCAAGCCGUCUUCCAGGUGGAGAAGGGCUUUGUUUUCAACAACCGGAAGUACCCCUCCAAACCGCAGGGGGACACCUACAACAUAGUCAGCAGAAUCUUCCUCAAGUAUUAUCCACAUGCUUUGAAGAGACUAAAGUGA